This is a messenger RNA of Phragmites australis (common reed), 2115 nucleotides long. Its product is annotated as leucine aminopeptidase. The transcript has 4 exons. Gene Ontology annotation, molecular function: zinc ion binding; metallopeptidase activity. The coding region runs from base 89 to 1924 and encodes 611 amino acids. Gene Ontology annotation, cellular component: cytosol. The record is from RefSeq and is a predicted model, not a curated record. Gene Ontology annotation, biological process: proteolysis. NCBI's taxonomy places the organism in Eukaryota, Viridiplantae, Streptophyta, Magnoliopsida, Poales, Poaceae.
ACACUUUUAAGUGUCAAACAUACAAUUUUCUCAAAACGAAACCCUCCCAUCUCGCCCUUCUCCACCGCCGCAGAAGGCAGCAGCAGCCAUGGCGCCGGUGGAUCCCCACUCCUACACCGACGGCGCGCAUCCGGUGGUCUCGCACGCCGCGCUCGCCUUCUACCUCGACUUCACCGCCUCCACCAUCCACGCCUCCGCGCUGCUGACCCUCUCCGCGCCGCAUUCCGGCGAUCUCCUCCUCGACACCCGCGCCCUCGCCGUCCACUCCGCCUCCACCGCCUCUGACCCGCCAGAUCCCAUCCUCUUCUCCCUCGCCACCGCCCCGGACCCCGUCCUCGGCUCCGCCCUCACGCUCACCCUGCCCCCGGACACCUCCUCCUUCCGGCUCACCUUCUCCACCUCCCCCGCCGCCUCCGCGCUGCAGUGGCUGGCCCCGCCGCAGACCGUCUCCGCCCAGCCCUUCGUCUUCUCGCAGUGCCAAUCCAUCCACGCCCGCUCCAUCUUCCCCUGCCACGACACCCCCGCCGCGCGCAUCACCUUCUCCCUCCUCCUCAACGUUCCCGCCCAGCUCUCCGCCGUCGCCGCCGCGCGCCACGUCACCCGCCGGGAUGCGCUUCCCUCCGACCACCGCGGCGCGUGCGACGACGCGCUGUGGUGCGCGCCGGGCCGCAUCGUCGAGGAGUUCCAGAUGGAGCAGUCCGUGCCGCCCUACCUCUUCGCGUUCGCCGCCGGUGGGAUCGGGUUCAGGGACCUCGGGCCGAGGACGAGGGUGUACGCCGAGGGAGGGGACAAGGUUCUGGACGAGGCGGCGAGGGAGUUCGCCGGGGUGGAGGAGAUGGUCAAGGUCGGGGAGGCGCUGUUUGGGCCAUAUGAAUGGGAGAGGUUUGAUCUGCUUGUGCUGCCACCGAGUUUUCCCUACGGAGGCAUGGAGAACCCCAGGAUGGUGUUCCUCACUCCGACAGUGAUCAAGGGGGACGCUGCAGGUGCGCAGGUUGUGGCGCAUGAACUCGCGCAUAGCUGGACCGGCAAUCUGAUUACCAACAAAACCAAUGAAGAUUUCUGGCUAAAUGAGGGAUUCACAACAUAUGCUGAGAGGAGGAUUGUUGAGGUUGUCCAAGGGGAGGAGCGGGCGGCCUUGAACAUGGGAAUUGGAUGGAGGGGGUUGAACAGAAUGAUGGAGAGGUUUAAGGAUAACAUGGAGUUCACCAAGUUGAAGCCGAAUAUGGUAGGGAUUGACCCUGAUGAUGUGUAUUCUCAAGUGCCCUACGAGAAAGGGUUCCAGUUUCUUUGGCGCAUCGAGCGUGAGGUUGGUCGACCUGCAUUUGACGAGUUCAUAAAGAAGUACAUUGCCACGUUCAAGUUCCAAUCGAUUGACACAGAGACAUUUCUUGAAUUCCUGAAAACCAACAUACCUGAGAUAGAAAACAAAAUUGACCUUCGCCUGUGGGUUGAAGGGACCGGUAUCCCCCCUGAUGCCAUGGAACCAGAUUCCGCUAUUUACAGAAAAAUCUGCUCCUUAGCUGCAGAGUUCAAGUCUGGGAAACUUCCAAGUGAAGAUGAGGUGGCAGACUGGAGUGGGCAGGAAUGGGAGCUUUACUUGGAAAAUCUUCCUAUAGAUGUUGAAGCCUCACAGGUUACUGCUCUUGAUGAACGGUACAAGCUAUCGGAAAGCCUUGACUACGAGAUCAAAGUUGGGUUCCUCCAGCUGGCGAUCCCCACUGGGUGCAAGUGCUACUUCAACGAGGUUGAGAAAUGCUUGAAGCAAGUGGGAAGGAUGAAGUACCUCCGCCCGCUCUACAGCUCACUGGCCAAGUGCUCCGGCGAGGAGAAGAUGCUGGCGCAGAGGAUCUUCUCGGAGGCUCAAGAGUUUUACCACCCAAUAGCUCGCAGUGUUGCGGAGAGCAUUUUGUCGAAGCAUAGCUGAGACUGUUGUUUAGUGAAUCCAUGGCCCGUUUCAUGGUUGGGAGCAACAGAAUAUCCGCUGUUUGCUCGGUUGCUUAUUUUGCAUAAUAUUAUCGCCCGUCCUGGAGCUAACUUAUGGAAAACUGGAGACUCAAAACUGUAUCAGAGCCGUAUUACCCCGACAAUAUAUCUUUUGAGAUUGCUCAUGCCUAA